AAGGACAGUUUUCUGAUGCCCCGCCGCCGAGUGUUGUUAUACGCAAAGUUGACUGUACAUGCAUAAGUGGGGAAACACGUACUAUGCUGCAACUGUGAAGUCUCUCCCUCUCUGCAUCCCAUGGCCCCAGUGCAUGUACUACAGUACGUGAAGUACAACACACGAAAAAGGGUAAAAAAAUAUCAUGCUUAUAAUGUGGUGUUUUAGCUUUAAAAUGUUACCAGAUGCAUUGGUUUCUCCGUGCUGUGGCAUUAUGUAUUGGUGUAUGUGUGCGUAACACAUGCAAUGCUGGCCCCAUUCUCCACCCAGACACUGGCCUUAUUGAGAUCAACAAGAAGAACAGGGCGAGGGGUUUUAUACCGCCACACGAUCCCAACGUUCCUGCCACGGUCCCGAUGAAUCGUAUUCCCGCCCACCUGACCAGUGGAGGGGACUACGACGUCGUUCCACCCAAUGCAACCACUGCUCAGGGAGCACAGGGCACAAAUACCACUGGUCAGAUGGCAGCAAAUGGAGAGGCCGAGAAUAAGUACGACGUCGCCCUGCCACCAACAGCCGCCAAGCCUGGUGCGCACCCGGCCGGUGACACCUACGACACGUUCACGUUCAACACUGAACCGACUGGGGAGGGUCCCGACCCGAGCACGUACGACCACAUCGGCAAGGUCUUGCCGAACGCUGCCGCAGUCACUUCCCCUGCUUCGGCUUCACCUGCGGUUCCCAAACCGGACGUGUACUCGACGGUCGAUUCAACCAACCUUGCACCGCAGGCCCCAGCACUGGCAACAACUCCUACACAGCCUCCUCCUGACGCGGCCCAGGGCACGACCACUGACAACCAACUGCCAUCACCAAAUUUGGAGUCCCUGGCUACGGAUUCACCUGCACCUCCCAGAGACGUGUACUCAAUGGUAGAUCCAACAAAGAAAAAGCGCAACGAAUAGAGUGGAGACAUCCCAACGGCAUGCCUUGGCCUCGGGCAAGCCUAUCUGAAACUAGGCCACAGUUCUUCUGGCUGACGUGCUCAGCUGCACCUGCCAUCACCAUCCCAUUGGCCCGGUUCUCCGUUUGCAUGUUGCCCUAUGUCUAUGACUAUCGGCCCGCAUGCACACACGAGCGCGCACGCACAGAUACAUGCACACGCACACACACACACACACACACACACACACACACACACACACACACACACACAUACACACACGCGCACGCUCACAAUACGUUCCACGCUACGCACGCAUGCACACACACGCGCACACGCGCCAUCACAAUGCUUUCCACGCUGCGCUUGCUGCAUGCCAUUCUCCCCUUUGUUAAUGUUGUUGUGCAUAUUUGAGCACCGCACUUUCCCAAGUCCCUUUGUCAUGUUCUUCGCCAGGGGCUGCUCGACCCGCACGAAGUUCCACACAAACCUGCAUGCCACUCUCCUACUUUUUGCCACAAAAAAUACAAAAUCCUACAAAAAAAGUUUCACUCUGCUCAUGUAUAACACAUCUGUAGUGCAUGAAUGGUCUGCAUGCUCACAUUAAAUACACUCCAUCAAAAUCAGUCAUAGCUGUCCCCCAUCCACUUGCAUGCUUCCCCUGGUCACCAACUGCUAGCAAACACACUGUUACAAUUCCCCAAGAAAAAAAGAAAAAAAAGGACAAGUUAAUGUUGCACGUUGCCGUAUUCUCUCCCUCCGCAUGUGAUUCCGUUUCCUUGUUUUUAUUUCUCUCGUUUUUUCUGUUUUUGGCUUUUCCACUUCCUCUGUACAUGUGGUUACUUCAUCUUACGCAACCACUUGUAGCGGUAACUUAGUAGUGUCCCUUUCCUGGUGGCAAGCAGCCUUUGAGCUAGUUUCGCAACCUGCCAAACAAUGUAUGCCUCCCUUUUCUUUUUUAAAUUACUGUAUGGUAUGGUUUCUUACCGUGUUUU
Messenger RNA from Sycon ciliatum, 1917 nucleotides. RefSeq names its product proteoglycan 4-like. The record is from RefSeq and is a predicted model, not a curated record. NCBI's taxonomy places the organism in Eukaryota, Metazoa, Porifera, Calcarea, Leucosolenida, Sycettidae. The coding region runs from base 225 to 944 and encodes 239 amino acids. The transcript is spliced from 2 exons.